CAAACAGCAUGGACGCGUGAGUGCCCCUGUCGACGAGAAAUAAUCAUCGCUUUGGUCCCAUUUUUCCAAUUUCAUCGGUUUUGUGUUGAUUGGCUCGCGGUGCGACGGGUGUGUGUUUUCUUUUACCUUCGGCGUACUGUUGUCUGAAGCGUCGUGCGAGAUCCUUUGCCGGACGAACCGACCAGCCCCGGGGUAAUCGAUACGCGAAAAUCCCGGAACCUCGCUGCCUUCACCUGCGUGUGCUGUGCGCCGUACCCCGUUGAUCCCGCAACUUUUCUUCCGGCGAUAGUGAAUUCUGCGACCGGGUCGCGCGAGACGGACACGAGGAACCACCAUCCGACCGGUCGCCACCAUCCACCGACACGCACCUUCUCCCGGAGUCACUUUCUACCUCCGGUCCCGCGUUAUCCCUCUGGCCUCCCCCUGUUCCCCGUAGAGGACAACCCGCGUCAAUCCCGUGUAUCGCGAAAGUGUGUGCAUCUAGAAAGCAGACCGCGUGUAUCAUCAUCACUUCCCAUGUGCGGUACAUUUUCCCCUAUCUCUUUCCGUCUCUCUGCGUGUGUAUCGCGUGUGCGCGCCAUUCUGCAAAUAAGUGUGAGCGGGACGGAAGAGGCGUAAAAACUCGCUGCUCUAUAUAUUGUGUGGUGCUGCAAAAAUCGGUGCUGCCCGGCACAAUCCGCAUUAUUCCCUUGGUGCACUCCGGUCCCGGGUCCGACCGGGUCUUGUUCGACAAGCCGCACGAAACAGUGUCCACAAGUGGUCAGCAAUGAUCAUACAUCUGCAAAGCCACAACAACAAACGGUGAAACUUCGCGUUGAUUGUUGAUGCAGUGACAAAACAUUGUGUAAUCAGAAACAACAACGUGUGACGACGAUACUUAACGAAAGUCCUGAGAGAAAUUACCAUUAGAAAAGGAAGCAUCCUAUCAUUUUUUCAAAAGAGUCCUUAUCAGUAGUAGACCAGCUCUAGCAGCCAGCGAUCACAAACCGGUGCCAGGAGUGGUGUUCACGUUGGGAACACAACGCAUCUAGUGGUCUAGUAGGAAGUCCGUUCAGAAGGGAGGAAAAGCUUCUCGAGUAGCUUUCCGUUUCCGGAAGCUUCCGUAAGGGUUAAACCGCAAACCGCGUUCCGCUGCGCAAUCUGCUUGUCUCUGGGGCGAAAGCACCACCGACAGCACCCACCUCCAAAACCCACUUUACAAAACGAUGGCUGUUUUUACGAAACUCUGCCUACCAGAUAUUGUCAAAUUAAAACGCUAGUUAGUAACCGCUGUCUUGUCCAUCUUCGUGCUUGUCGGUGGUCAUUACAAGAAUUUACUAAUUAACGUUUUUAAGGUACAAUAUCUGCAUUCUUGGGUUUUUUCCAUUCUUUUUCGUUCACUCGCACAUUACUUGUACUUGUACUAAUUUAGUUGUUGCUGUUUUGCGUAUACAUUGUCACACCACCUCCGCUACUUAAAGUACGAACAGCAUCUUUGCAUCGAUUGUGAUACUGUUUUGUUUUAUUUUCCUCUUUCCCUCGUCUUCUACUAACUGUUGGCAAGAAAGCAUCGCUUUCUUUCACUUUCAGUCAAUCGUGUGCAUUCUGAAUUGUUGAUCACCUGUUUUUUUAUACAUUUUUGUGUGUGUGUGGAAAAGUCAGCUUCCAUUCUCAUCGCUGAUUCCGUUACUUAACAUAUUUUUUUAAAGGUAACUGCUACUUUAAAGUUCACACUCGUAUUAGGCAUUACUAUCAAUACUUAAUAAUUUUAAUAUUAGUAACGCUUCGAGCACAAUCACACUACUGCCGUUGUGUGCUGUGUAUGUAUGUGUGUGUAGUGAAAACAAACCAACAACAACAGCGUAACACCAUUGUUUGAGAACGUUGGUGUGAGCUCGUGAGAAAGUGUCGCAUUUUUUGUUCAAGUUUGUGAUACACUAAUCGCUCUGGACAUCAUCGUUAGUGUGGUGUGUUGUAUAAGAGAGGCUGGAAUUUGCAAAUUACGUAAGCCCUAUUUUCGUGUGAGGGAUUGCUUUUAGCUGUGGUGAAGUAACGGAACCAUCAGCAACACGAAUAAACUUGCGGCUAGCGGGUUGAAUAACUUACGAAAAAUCGUACUAGAGAAGACAUCUUCCUUUUGAACGUGAUUUAACAAGACUUGAUACACCACGCCGCAUACCGUCUGAUCGAUUUAAGGCAGAAAGCAAAGCUUUUCGUUGUUUGUUAAAAACCAAUAUCUUGGAUUGUAAUCUUAUUUCUUAUUUGCUUUGUACCGCUUGUACGAGCAAGUAUUUUAGAAAGACAAUUUCUGUUUGUCACUUAGAGAAAAGGUAUUCUCACUAAACACACUCCAAAUUCGGCUGCCUGAUUGGAGCACUGCUAUCCAAAAUCUAGGGCUCAGUCAGACGACGUUAAAGCUUCAAUCCUCAACUCUUCCAAUUCUGUCUGGUAGAACACUCUCAAAGUCGAUCGUUUAAGUUCGUCGCCUUAAGCAAACCCAAAGCGCAUCUUGUAAAGCAAGCAAAAUGGAUCCCUUUGAUCCCGAUAUUCUGUGGUUGGUGAUCCUGGGCUUCGUAAUAGCGUUUAUUCUGGCAUUUGGUAUUGGUGCUAAUGAUGUUGCUAACUCGUUCGGUACGAGCGUUGGGUCGGGCGUGCUGACCAUACGUCAGGCAUGCUGGUUAGCCACCGUAUGCGAAGUGUCCGGCGCUGUUCUCAUAGGCUACAAGGUGUCCGAUACGAUGCGGAAAGGUAUCCUAGAGGUCGAGAUGUACAAGGGUAGCGAAAUCGAGCUGAUGCUUGGCUGUCUGUCGGCUCUGGGAAGCUCAGCGCUGUGGCUGCUGGUAGCAACGUUCCUUAAAAUGCCCAUCUCCGGCACACACAGCAUUGUUGGAUCGACGAUCGGUUUCAGCCUGGUAGCCCGUGGCACGCAGGGACUCAAGUGGAACACACUGCUCACGAUCGUUGGCUCAUGGUUCAUCUCGCCCGUGCUGAGCGGUUUGGUGAGCGUGCUGUUAUUCUGGAUGAUUCGCAAAUUCAUCCUGAACGCGAAGAACCCUCUGCGGGCCGGACUGUUCUCGUUGCCGCUGUUCUAUGGCACAACCUUGGCUGUGAAUGUCUUUAGUAUCGUGCACGAUGGACCAAAAUUGCUGUACAUGGAUAACAUCCCGCUGUGGGUGGCGCUUGCGGUCAGCAUUACGCUUGGUAUCGUCGUGGCAACGCUGGUACAGCUGUUUAUUGUGCCGUGGCAAAGGCGUAAGAUACUCAACGGCGAGAAGACCCAAUUCACGGUCGGCGACUCAGAUGGAGAUUCGUCAUCGAACGGUAGCCCGCGCCGGGCGAAGCGACCGCUCUCUCUGGUGGCCAGCGAUGGUAAACCGCUGCCAGCAAUUACCGAGACAACCGAGCUGGUUUCACUGUCGUCGCAGCAUCAGCAGCAGGCCUCACAAAAUGGGUUGGUGAAGAAGCUCUCAAAUGAGCUUUCGCCGGGCGGACCCUACAGCUUCAAUCCGGAGAUUGUUAAGAAGGCAAACAGCUUGCUUGGCGCGCACGACAAAACCAGCUUGGACAACACGGACCUAACGGUGACAAGCCUGAACUACAUCGAUGAGUUGCAAUCGUACCAUGGCAAUGGACGCUUCCAUCUCGGCACGUACUUUGACCGUCGCAACAGUACCAACGUAUCGCCGAAAUCACCCGACUCGGGACAUCUGAUCAAUGGAGGAAUGAAAGAACAACCUACCGUAAUCGCACUGCAGAAUGGCAAAUCACCCACCAGUCCGAAGAGCGACAGUACGCUUCCGAUAACCGACUACACGCUAAUGCCACAGAACGUGCUGCUGAGCAGCACGGAGCAAGACAUCAAAAAGACAGACAUGUGCAAGAUUGAAGCAGCCGCCGGUUUGGAACAUCCGCUCAUCAGUGCAACGCUCUCACCCAACUCGAGCAAAGUGCCAUUGAUUGGUGCGAAGGAAGGCUCCGAGGAGGACAACCGAAGACAAAAGCCGGUCGAAGAGAGCGAAGACGUGUCAACCCUGUUCUCCUUCCUGCAGGUUCUCACUGCUACGUUUGGCAGCUUUGCGCACGGUGGCAAUGAUGUCAGCAAUGCCAUUGGACCGCUGAUCGCGCUAUUCAUGAUCUAUCGCGAGGGUUCGGUGCUGCAAAAGUCGGAAACGCCACUGUUGAUCCUGUUGUAUGGAGGAUUGGGCAUUUCGGUCGGUCUGUGGCUGUGGGGUCGGCGUGUGAUCGAAACGAUCGGUAAUGAUCUCACCAAGAUUACUCCAUCGACUGGUUUUACCAUCGAAAUCGGUGCCGCCCUGACUGUGCUAAUAGCGUCCAAAAUUGGUCUGCCCAUUUCUACGACUCAUUGUAAGGUGGGCUCAGUUGUGUUCGUUGGGCAGGCAAACUCACGGCCAGCGACAGUCGAUAGCGGUAAGCAUGCGCAUCAUGCCGUGACUGCGCAACAGAAAGCGGUUGAUUGGGGGCUGUUCCGAAACAUCGUGUAUGCCUGGGUAGUCACUGUUCCGGUGGCAGCCCUGCUGAGUGCCGGUUUUAUGGUUGCCCUUCGCGCUAUCGUGUUGCCUUAAGAAGUGCGAAAUGGCUUUCGCUCCUACAACCAACAUCAGAACAGCAAUAAUUAAGUGACAGAAAAACACAAAAUGCAACCGCGCUACGAAAUCAAGCGAAGAUGGGCAAGAAGUCGGCAGGGCAGCGAAGAAGCCGACAGGCGAAGACACCAUCCGGAAAUGCUGGACAUGCUGGAGUAAGCAUUGCGCUACAUGCACGUCUGCCACCAGACUCAAUCAAGCAAAUGCACAACAGCAAUUGUUACACUCAGCUAGAGAGAAAAAAAAGGAUGCGAGGGGGCUGUUUGCCGUUCCACAUCGAAGGUUACACCUAUUCUUAUCUCCAGAACUUUAGUUACUUAAGCAACCACAUCCUUAAGAUUUAAGUAGUUUUGUACUGCGAUAUAAUAGUUAGUUCAUUCUCAUCUCAGAAUAUGUUUUUCGCGCAACACAACACUAGUCUCCAAAACGAAAAGUUACAGGGUUUUUGGUAUACACAACACUUGGGGAGAAAGCUUUAUUCAACCAUUGGUAAGCUGGUAAAGACUUGCCUUCUAAUAUGAUUGGAUGUUUGAAAUGAAGCCUUUUUUACCAUGUGCGGAGUACUAGCACAGUAUCGUCAUCAUUCAUUCAUCAGUUAGUUCAAAUUUUCCUAUAAGUUGUGAUUUUAUAAUUUUUCUCACUAGGUAUAGCAGAACAGUUCAAUGCUACGGUAUAUACGCAAAGUGUGCAAGCUCUUACAACAAGCUCAGCAAAGUAAGAAUAUUACGCAUACGCGUUGAAUAGGCAGGCGGAAAAUCUGUUGCGGGACAAACAGAUGACAGAGUGGUCGGAUUGUACUAGUUGACAGUUAGUUACUUCAACUGAGGCGUUUGUAUUGAUUGCACAGCCAGAUAGAAGGUAUAUCAAACGAUACACACCUAACAGCAGCACAUGGCAGGAAACAAAUAUCAGAAAAGCAUGGUAUUGAGGGCGGGAGUAAAAUUCGAUAACAAUUAACAAACAACACAACAAAACACACAACAAAACCAUAAACAGAUUGUAGAGGUAUUGUAAUUUACUAAUCGUUAGCAGUUAGUAAAUAGCAGCUAGAAAAGCUAGUGUAGAGUGAGAUCUAUGUAGCAUUAUGAGCCGUGCAGAUGAAAGAAAAGAUAAACCUAUACAAAUACCAACCGGCUCAAGAAGAGAGCAUAAAAGUGCCGAAACAGGUGCGGCGGAGUACAUUAAAACAAAACAGAUGAAAUUUUGUUCCGUUUUCCUUUCCUCUUUCCGUGCCCCAGACAUGAUGGUACGUAGUGAAAAGAAAUUAUCCAUCUAAAAUGCGAUCAGCUGGAUUUGGAAAUUGAGUGUACGUCUCAAUUUCCAUGCUCUCCAUCCUUCGGUUUGCUAUGUUAAACCUCUAACUCCCAUCAUUGCAAAUUUGUCAAUUGUGAUCAUAGUUCAUCCUAACAUCGGAGGGUGAUCGUGGGCUGAAUACAAUAAUCGGAACCACAUCUCAUACACUAAUACCAUUUAAACGGCGCAAAUCAUUUGAACCUCUCACUCGUCAACCAUUGACAAUGCUAAUGCUGCCAAAUUGUUGCUUUUGUUUUCACUGAUACCAUACACUUUACACUAAAGCUCAACGUUACUCGAACGCCAAAUUAUAUCAAAUGUCGCAACAGUCGAUUGCGAUUGAGUUAGCUACCAGGACUUAUAGGGCUGCAAAUGUCGGGCUACACUGUGACAGUUGACCCUAGUGUGGUGGAAAAGACACAAAGCCGAUAAAAACAGUUUUGAGGAUCGAUCUCCAUUGGAAGCUAGUAGUUGGUGUACAUGUCUAGGUUGUAAAAUCCGAUCGCUUCCGCAGCCAAACCAUCCUAGGCGCUAUAUUGUACCGUAGAUUCCGUCCUCGAGGAAUCCGUGUGAAAGCAACCAAACAAACAAACAAACGUAGUUGUAACUGCAUAGUAGUUCAUACGAACAAUCUGUCUGCAAAACCGUCAGCCUCUACUAAUAAUACCGUUAGCAUUGCUACACUGAUCCCAAGGAGAAAAACGUCGAUAAAACCCAUAAGGUGAAAAGCUCAGCGAAUUGCGCAUCAGAUGCAAAAGUACUUACAAAUCUACACGGCCCCCCAUCCUAGCAUCCUACAAGAGAAGGCAAGUCGAUCCAACGCAAAAGAAAAAAUACAAUUUCAAACCAAUAUUAGCCAAUGUGAUUAUACAAAAAAAGAGAAAAAAAACUCACCGUAAUAGUUAACACACGGCGGUCCUUCGCAUCGCCGUGUGUAUCGAUGUGUGUAUUGUUACUGUGUAAAGAGGUGAGUGUGAAGCGGGUGGUGCUAAAACAAAACAAAAAACAAAAACAGAAAACAGAAACUAACUAACACAUUAGUUCCCUGCCACCUCCUUGUCAUUAGACCGUUGUUAAACAUAUUACAUGUUGAAUUGAGGAUGCAAUUCCUGGAUAGCUGCUAUGCAGUCUUCAUCCUAAUGCAAUGUUAGUUGAAGAAAACAAAGAAACAAGAAAGCAAACAUUUGUCGUUUAGAAAAAAAUACUAAAAAACACAAACACACAUACACACGCAGUCACAAUUCAAAGAAAGACGAAUUGAAAUUGAAGUAAAAGAAAUUAAAGCAAAACAAACAUACACUCCAACUACAAUAUUCUGGAUGUUGGGUUACAGAAGUGAUAAGUGUAGUGCGAUGAGAGUUUCCUUGAUCUGACCAUCAGGCGAGCAUGUCUCAGUAGUAUGGCUUUUUCCCGUUACUUAAUUAUUGCUUUCGGUAGGAUUAAGAAGCUUAUGUUCUUUUAUAUUACAAACAUUUUUUCAACUAGCGCACAGUUGUAUAUGAUGUAAUUGCAAUUGUGUGUGUGUUUCUUAAAUUACGAUUUUAUGUUAACUAACGACAGACAGAAGAAAGAGAGUAAACUUUCUCCAUGAGACUGCAAUGGGAAUUUGUUUAAAAAUAAACACACAAACAAUUCACCUAAACUAUGACUCUGAAAAUUCUAUACAUUAGACAAGCGCAACACGUACCAUUCGCAGAGAGGGUUUUUUUCUGUAGUGACCAAUACGAAGUGCAUAGGGCUGCAAUGAUCUCACACACACACACACACAUACACACACACUUCCAUACAUGCACUAGGAAACAUUCAUUUUGCAAAAUUAUGGUGUACUUUUUUAACAACACACCUACAAAUAGUAAUUUUUCAACGUGUGGCACUGUAUUGCUAAAAGAAAACUUACUUGCAUGACAUGUAGAAGAGCUUCAAUAGUAAUGAAAGUAGAACGAAUUUAUGCCUUUUUUAUUAUUAUUGUUUUGCGAAGAGUUUUCUUUUUGAAAUAGUAAUUGACAGUAAACUGCUAAGCUGUCCCAAUCACCCAAUUGCGUACCGUACACAGUAGAAGUGCUGAAUUCUCCUUCACGACCUAAAUCCACCAACCUCGCACGUUACUCCAAUACAGUCUUCUUGCUUGCGAAAUACGUUCAAGUUUCAAACCCGUGGUACCGAUGUGUUCCAUCUUUCGUUCUUUCGGUAUGCUUUUGAAAGGUUUUUGUUGAUAUUUCCAUUGAAGGUACGAUCAUUUGUGUUUUAAAACCCUUCGGGAAUCCUAUAACAAAGCUUCAGCAAAACGAAGAACUCCCAAAGGAAUUAGUAGUAAUCAGAAUGUAAAUGUACUAAACAGACAAAACAAAAUGUUAGAAACAUUAUUUCGACGUGUAUUUAACAAAGCUCCAUCACAAUAGAGAGAGAGAGCGAGAGAUGUAAAACAACACAUAUGACCAGGAUGAGGACAGAGAUACAUUGGUAGCAGGAAAGAUUAACACAACACAGAAAAGGAAAGCAGAUAAAACAUGCCCGUACAUCUUUCAUACCUUGGGAAGUUAUACAUAAUACCGUACGUCAAUGGAAGUGUGAAACUGAUCCAUCAAAACUAUUGAGCGUAGGGAAGCGAAUGGAUAAGCAGAACCUAAUUGUUAUAGACCAGAAGUAAAGAAAGCUGGGGCAAAGGGACACAACAAUACCUGAUAGCAAAAGAUAACAUGUAAGCAAGCAACGAAAAGGAAAAAAAAGUACCGACAGAGUCCGUAGAACAUUGUUCUACUAGUAGUGAACAUCUUUUGCUGUCGGUAGCACGGUCUUGGUAACAUACAAUAGCAACAAAUAUGAUGCUUGGGAUGAAUGGAUGAGAAAAUAAUGGAAACAAAACCGUUGGAACCGUUUCUAACCGUGCGGUGGCAAGUGAGAAAGAGGAGUAUGUGUAAGCUGCGUGAUUGGGUUAGGAAUAGUAACGCAAGGAAUUCAACUAAUGUGCGAAUGAAACCAAUGUAAAAGAGCGGAAAAAACCAGUACAAGAAUGCAAGAGCUCUCAAAAUCAAUAAACCUAAGUCUGAUACAACAACACGGAUGCAAA
Messenger RNA from Anopheles coluzzii, 8943 nucleotides. RefSeq names its product sodium-dependent phosphate transporter 1-A (gene NaPi-III). The transcript has 7 exons. Gene Ontology annotation, biological process: phosphate ion transmembrane transport. Gene Ontology annotation, molecular function: phosphate transmembrane transporter activity. The record is from RefSeq and is a predicted model, not a curated record. Lineage: Eukaryota; Metazoa; Arthropoda; Insecta; Diptera; Culicidae. Gene Ontology annotation, cellular component: membrane. The coding region runs from base 2505 to 4562 and encodes 685 amino acids.